Molecule: messenger RNA, 1188 nt
Organism: Lathyrus oleraceus (garden pea)
Lineage: Eukaryota; Viridiplantae; Streptophyta; Magnoliopsida; Fabales; Fabaceae
Product: B3 domain-containing transcription factor VRN1
Exons: 4
Coding region: 107-1021 (304 amino acids)
Molecular function (GO): DNA binding
Source: RefSeq, a predicted model, not a curated record
GAAGCGCAUGCUCGUGAACUCUUCAGCGUUAUUAUUAGUAUAGAAAGUGUAGCUCACACAUUAUCUCCAAAACUCUCUAGUAACUCAUCAAACUUCAUCACACAUUAUGCUCCUAAACGCUCUAGUAACUCAUCAAACUUCAUCAUCCAUGGCUAGAGGAAGUUCCAACCUCCCCAUCUGUUUCUUCAAGAUUAUUCUUCAAACCAGUCUUCAAACUAUUAAAAUACCAAAUACGUUUACAAGGAGCCACGGAGCUCGUCUACCAAAUCCAGUGUUGAUGAAGCCUCCUGAUGGCACUAAAUGGGAAGUGUUUUGGAAAAACAUCAAUGGUGAGAUUUGGUUUCAAAAAGGUUGGAAAACCUUUACUCAAAAUUACUCUCUACAAAACGGUUGUUUUGUAGUCUUUAAAUAUAAAGAAGGAACUUCAGUGUUAGAUGUAAUCAUACUUGGCCAUAAUGGAGUAGAAAUUCAUUAUGAUUCUUCACGUGACACUUUUGAUGUUGAAAAUAAAAACCUUAACCAUAGUGAUGAUGAAUCAGUUGAGAUUUUGAAUGAAUGGCAUUAUCCGAAGAAGGUUAGAAAGAGGUCAGCAUUAGCUUCUCCUAGACCACAUAAAAAAGUUACAGGUGAGAUUGAGAAGGAUAGUCAAAGAACUACAUCAUUGAAUAGACCAAAGGAUCCUAGAGCUCAGGAAGUUGCUGAUGAAUUUAUCUCAACCAAUCCCUUUUUCACAAUUUUGAUCAAGCCUUGUUAUCUGUUAGAAAGUCGUCCGAGAGUACCGAGUUUAAAAGGGACUAUGAACAAGACGAUGAAUGUGAAGCUGCAAAUUGGUAAAAGAUCAUGGAAUCUGAAAUUGCUUCGUUCUUACAAUAACGAAACUGGCCGUUAUCUUUCGGCUGGUUGGACGUCUUUUGCACGGGAAAGUGGACUGCAGCCAGGGGAUGUUUGCGUCUUCGAACUGAUAAACAAGGAAGAUUUAGUUUUCAAAGUUCAUGUUUUUCCGAUUUUACUGUUAAUUUGAGUGAUAGUAACUUUAAUUAAGUAUCUGUUUGAAGUUGUUAUUAAGUGAUAGUAAAUUUUAUUAAGUAAAACUAUUUUCUUUCCAUCAAAUGUGUGAAGUGAAGUUUGUAACCGUUUAAUUUUGAAAUAUUUUGAAGGAACAUCAAGACUCACAAAUUUCUCAUUCUA